Messenger RNA from Mytilus trossulus (common blue mussel), 1633 nucleotides. RefSeq names its product probable peptidyl-tRNA hydrolase 2. Gene Ontology annotation, cellular component: mitochondrion; cytosol. The record is from RefSeq and is a predicted model, not a curated record. NCBI's taxonomy places the organism in Eukaryota, Metazoa, Mollusca, Bivalvia, Mytilida, Mytilidae. The coding region runs from base 58 to 771 and encodes 237 amino acids. Gene Ontology annotation, molecular function: protein binding; peptidyl-tRNA hydrolase activity. The transcript is spliced from 6 exons.
UUGAAUGUAAUGAGAAAACAUACUUAUUUCUAAGCUUCUAUCUGACAUUGAUGAUUCAUGCUCCUUUUUUCCUGCAUCUUACUUUCAAGUUUAAUUUCUAUAUCUGUUCAUCAAUAUUGUUCGAAUUUUAAGGAUAUGGAUUCAGCUUCUGGAGGUGACAAUGGGAAUAAAGAGUCUGCCACCACGAGUGAAGGUGGAUUUAAACCAAGGGACGAUCAUCUGGCAGUGCUCAUGUCAUUAGGCUUCUCUAAAAAUGCUGCCACAAGGGGAUUAUAUUAUACUGGGAAUUACAAUGCUGACUUAGCUGCAGCUUGGAUCAUUGAAAAUGAGGAUAAAGAUAUUAAUGCACCAUUUGAGGCUGAUGCAGAAGAUUCAGAUGACAGUGAAGAUGAUUACAUUCCUGAUGGUGUAGAUUUCUAUAAGAUGGUGUUUGUUGUCAACAGUGAGUUCAGUAUGGGAGUGGGGAAAGUAGCGGCACAAGUAGCUCAUUCAGCAUUAGGUUUACAUCGGGUGUUAUUAGAAAAUCCACAGAAAUAUGGGCAGAUGUUAAUGUCAUGGGAACAGUUUGGGGAAACCAAAAUAGUAGUCAAGGGAGAAAACACAUCACAGUUAUUAGGAUUAGCAGCCAAAGCCAAUACCAUGGAUCUCCCUAAUUAUCUAGUUCAAGAUGCUGGCAGAACACAGAUUGAACCAGGAUCCAUUACUUGUCUGGGCAUUAUGGGAAAAAUUGACCAAGUAGACUCUGUCACAGGAAGUCUGAAGUUACUAUGACAACACCAAAGCUUAGCUGUGAUUGGAAGAUCUGUGAUUUUAUGUUCAAUGCUUUCAUUGUAGCAUUUGUCAUGUUCAGUAUACAUGCUAUUUAUAUCAUCAACUUUUGGAUCAUUCCAAACAGUGUGAAAGGGGUGCUUAGUAGACAUAUGAAUUGUACUUAAUAUUUGAGUUGGACCUUUAAAAGGUGCUAGAAGCUUAAGCAUGGUUUGUCUCCUUUGAAGGAAAUUGAAAAAUCUUUUAAAAUGUGUAUUACAAUCACUGUCUUUAGUUUUAACUAUACUUAAAGAGGUGCCCAGUAGACAUAUGAAUUGUACUUAAUAUUUGAGUUGGACCUUUAAAACUUUUAAAAUGUGUAUUACAAUCACUGACUGUAGUUUUAACUAUACUUAAUAAAAAUUGCUUUAAGUAUUUUCUGUCAUUAGUUGAUCAAUUCAAAUUUUGCCUCUGCUCAUCCAGUGAUUGUAAUCGUCAUUAAUUAACAUUGAUAUUUAAACAACUUUCUUGUGGAUGUAGACAAAAAUCCAGUCAUACUCAAUGGAAAUUUCUGCAUUUAAAAUCUAACAUAGUAAGUCUUCGUCAUUUGCAUCUAGGAUAAAAUAUAAAAUGUUUAUAUGUUUAGAGUGCGAUGUCUGUUAAAUGUAAUUUUCAGUCAGAACUUAAGUUGGCAUUUUUCAUGAUGAUUUGGGUAAUUCACAGUGAAUCAUGGAAACAAAAUAUCUCUGUAUAUUCUAAAUAUUAGGGUCUUGAUGGUGUACUGUAUAUUAUCAGUAUUUUGUGCAUUUUUCCUUUGAUCUUUUUUUGUGAUAAUUUUCAUAUCAUGCUACUCGUUUGAGAUGGCAAAUUAUCGCUAGAAACUAAG